Fusarium odoratissimum NRRL 54006 is the source of this 762-nucleotide messenger RNA. RefSeq lists its product as uncharacterized. The record is from RefSeq and is a predicted model, not a curated record. The transcript is spliced from 2 exons. Bases 1 to 762 code for a protein of 253 amino acids. Lineage: Eukaryota; Fungi; Ascomycota; Sordariomycetes; Hypocreales; Nectriaceae.
AUGGAGUCUUCUCGCGCAAACUCGGGCCAGUCAGCUCCCCUCCUAUCUCAAGACCUACAGCCUAGUACUGCUGUUGGGUUCCAGCAGCAAGGCACAGUGGACUGGACCAGAAUAAUGAGCGGGAGCGUCACAUUCUCUGUCGACGUUCUAUCGCGAUUGUCAAAAGCAGGUAUCGAAGCCUUCACCAUCUAUGCUGCCAGGGCAAUCUUUUCCAACGUCAAGCUCGGUCCGAGUGGCGAAUUACGUCUUCACCGUGCCCUCGAUAAACUCAGUGCUUUCCCUUCUUUUGGAAAAGCACUAUGGCAGUGGAUCGCGCUGGUUGAGUCCUCGGGGGGACUGCUCGCCUCAUCGGAGUUCGGUCUGGUAUUACAUGGCUUGACUAAGCUCUGUCUCGGCGACGGCCAAUGCAAGCUGCAAGGCUCUGGGUCGCCCGAAGACAUCGCGCUAGUGUUGAAGCAAGUUUUCGAAGUCUCAGCGGAACGCCUUGAUCGUCUUUUCUUGUCUGGUGGCAUGGAUUGCGCUUGGAUCGCCGCAGUAGCCCAUUGGCUUCUGGACCUCCGAGUCGAGGUUCAGGAUCAGGACGGCACGAUUAUCUAUCGACCUGAUGGCACGCAAAAUAGAUACUCUCCGGAAGCUCAAGUUAUCAUAACUUACCACCUGGGGCAUUCGAGUGAAAUCCUUCAAGUUGACCGCAGACACUAUGUCAUUCCGAGCGGCAAAGCACUAUUCAAUCAUUUGCAAAAUCAGGAAAUCAUUUCAUAA